CCCCCCCCGUCACUCUCCUGGGGCAGCCUUGUGAGAAAUCUCCGUGGACUAGUGGACCAGAGCCUGGGAGCUUUUAAAAGUUGGGCCACGAGAGGCAGGAAGGUAUUAUGGCUUCCUCGUCUGGCAACGAUGAUGAUCUCACUAUCCCCAGAGCUGCUAUCAAUAAAAUGAUUAAAGAGACUCUCCCCAAUGUCCGAGUGGCCAAUGAUGCCCGAGAGCUGGUGGUGAACUGCUGCACUGAAUUCAUUCACCUUAUAUCUUCCGAAGCCAAUGAGAUUUGCAACAAGUCGGAAAAGAAGACCAUUUCACCAGAGCAUGUCAUACAAGCACUAGAAAGUUUGGGCUUUGGUUCUUACAUCACUGAAGUAAAAGAAGUCUUACAGGAAUGCAAGACAGUAGCAUUAAAAAGAAGAAAGGCCAGUUCUCGUUUGGAAAACCUUGGCAUUCCUGAAGAAGAAUUACUGAGACAGCAGCAAGAAUUAUUUGCAAAAGCUAGACAGCAACAAGCAGAAUUGGCCCAACAGGAAUGGCUUCAAGUGCAGCAAGCUGCCCAACAAGCCCAGCUUGCUGCUGCCUCAGCCAGUGCAUCCAAUCAGGCAGGAUCUUCUCAGGAUGAAGAUGAUGAUGAUGAUAUCUGAAAUUCACCAGCUGGGUUUCUAUUUCCUCUAUAGAUGUUUUUCUCUGUACAACAAACAGUGAAAGAAAUGCUUAUCUGCAAUUUUGUAUGUAUCUUGGUGGACUUGCCAUUGGUAUUCUAGGAAUGUCUGCUGUUAAAUUUCAUCUAUUGUGUGCUAUACAUGUAAAAUCUGUCUCUUUGAACUGUUGAAAACUUAAGGUUCAGUAUAAUAUCAGUUUUGAAUUUGUAAUGGUGUUUAUGAAAUUUUAGAUAGCAGUGAGUCCUUUAUUUGAUCAAUAAACAGUGUUACAGAAAACUUCAAGUUUAUAAAAAUACAGUAAAAUUUAUACAGAAGCUCUAAAUCCGUAUUUGCAUUUCCUCUUUAGUUUUUUUUUUUAAACUAAACUAAAAAUUGAGAAUUUAAAUUAUUUGGGGAGGGUGCUAGGUGAAUCAGUAGACUUUGGAUCAAGUUGGAGAAAAGAGUUUAGUCAUAAAAUAUUUGACCCUUGUCUAUAUACAGGCAAUAUAUAGGCUCAGAUAAUGCACUUGUUUAGAAAAUCUCAGAACAAGACAUUAAAAAACUAGGAAGGAGUAUGUUCAAUACUAGUUACGUAAAUCUGGUGGGCUAUGUUUUUUUUGUUUUGUAUAGAGGUAAAAACUAAAGUUUUAUGGCAUAAUUCAUUUUGAGCUACACUAUGGGCAUUUCAGAGACUGCCCAGUUUUGAGGACUGUCAUGAUUCUUACUGUUUCACUCCAGUUCAGUAAUUGUUAAUAGUAUUACUUGCUUAGUCCAUCCAUGCUUAUAUAGGUGGGACUUUUAAAACAAUUGCUUGGGUUCCGUUGGUUUGACUGAAAUUCAUGAAUUAAACUGAAGUUCAUGAAGUUACAUCUUUACUGGGGAAAAGAAAUGAAAGUUAAUGAGCAUGCUUGCUAUGAGAGAGGGUUUUUUUUUUUUUAAUUUAACUUGUGGUAAUUGUUUGUUUAUCACAUUGCUUUUACAUUUUCUUGACUAGAUGGCCUUUUGAAAUGGCAGCAUUGUCUCCUUCAUCAUAAUUGAGUGAUAGCUUUAAAAAAGAUUGGUUUUGUUUAAGAAAGUGUCAUAACUGAUCAGCCCUGUAUGAAACAUAAAUAGUUUGAAACUGCUUGUUAAAAGAGAGAAGCUUUAAUUUGGUUCCAGUAAAUAAAGUAUAGUAGUGAUUAUAGGAUUCCAGCGUGUUGAAGAAAUGGCAUAGUAUUUAUAUUUUGGAAACAGAAAGGAAAAGUCAUUUAAGAUAGUAUGAAGUAAAUACAUUCUUAAUGUCAAUUGCCAAAUAAUUUAAAUUUCUAUAUUCACCAGGCCCCAAAAUAGAUUGUGGUUGCCAGGAUUCCAGUUUUAAUUGGAGAGCUAAUUAAGUAAAGUUUUCUAAGUAUUAUAUUUCUUAGAGUCAUAUUUUGCAGUUUUAGAAAAAGGGAAAUAUAUGUUUAUUAUUUCCAUGUAACAGAAAGGUUAAUUUUGCUGAAUGUUUUAAGUUGAAGUUACUUCAUGGAUGUCAUAUCCAUGAAGUGCAUGUAGACAAGAUAGAAAGAAUUGUUUCUUAAGAAAUUUAAGUACCAAAGGUAGUCUAGUCUAGAAAAAUAAUAAGUUAAUAAGUGUUGGCUUUUCUAAUUUGUACUGUAACAUCCUUAUACUUUCAAUUUUAAGUAUAUCUGUUUCUUAAGUAAACUUAGAUAUUUUUCCACACCUUUUUCUUUUGAUGCAGUGUUCAGGUUAAUUAAUAUUUUACUGCAUCUGAUAAUGUAUUAUAUGUUUGAAGCCUAGUGACUUUUCAUUUUGACAUUCUUGUGAUUUCAUAUGCUGUAUUCUUCAAGCAAUAAAAUUCUGAUGUGUUUUAUA
Otolemur garnettii (small-eared galago) is the source of this 2489-nucleotide messenger RNA. RefSeq names its product down-regulator of transcription 1 (gene DR1). The coding region runs from base 108 to 638 and encodes 176 amino acids. The transcript has 3 exons. Gene Ontology annotation, biological process: negative regulation of transcription by RNA polymerase II; chromatin remodeling; positive regulation of transcription by RNA polymerase II. NCBI's taxonomy places the organism in Eukaryota, Metazoa, Chordata, Mammalia, Primates, Galagidae. Gene Ontology annotation, cellular component: negative cofactor 2 complex. Gene Ontology annotation, molecular function: core promoter sequence-specific DNA binding; protein heterodimerization activity; TBP-class protein binding. The record is from RefSeq and is a predicted model, not a curated record.